Messenger RNA from Puntigrus tetrazona (Sumatra barb), 567 nucleotides. RefSeq names its product zymogen granule membrane protein 16-like. The transcript is spliced from 4 exons. The record is from RefSeq and is a predicted model, not a curated record. Lineage: Eukaryota; Metazoa; Chordata; Actinopteri; Cypriniformes; Cyprinidae. The coding region runs from base 76 to 567 and encodes 163 amino acids.
CAGGUUUAGUCAACACACUAGUCUCUUUGACUAUCAACCACAUACCAUCUACAGAUUUCAGCAAUUUAUUCAAAAAUGUUGCAGUUUUUUCUGAUUCUGUCUGCAGUUUAUGCCAUAAGCAUGGCAGCGCCAUUACCUGAUCUUUUCUCUUACUCCCCUGCUGUUGGAGAUGGCAGUGGGACUGAAUUUUCCACCGCCAGUGAGGGUUGUAUCACUGGUAUCAGAGUCUGGGAAUCCAAUAACUACUGGGCAUCCAGUAACUACAUCACUGGGUUCCAGCUGAAGUACGAGAGUAACUGGACGGCACUGGUUGGUGUAAAUAGUGGCAAUCCAUCGGAAAUUACACUCGGUGACAAAGAAGCAAUUAUUCAGAUCUCUGGAAAGUAUUACUCUGGUUACAUCUAUGAGCUUGUGUUUGUCACUAAUCAGGGGCGCUUAUUUAAAGUGGGACAGUCUAGUGGGUUCUCAUUUAACUUCUAUCCAACCCAGAAAGGAAAUGAGCUGCGUUUUCUCAGUGGACGACAGAAUGGAAUGGGCAUCACCUCUAUUGGGGCUCACUGGGCAUAA